AUGGCGUCCUCUUCACGGUCGUCAGCGCCCCGCAUCAAGAACCGUGCGCCGGCGCCUAUCCAGAUCUCGGCGGAGCAGAUCCUACGAGAGGCACAUGAGAGACAGGAGCAGCCCCUUCCUCAGACGAAGACUCGCGUCGAGGAUUAUGAGGAGCUCGAAGAGUACAGAGGCAGGAAGAGAAAGGACUUUGAGGAGCAGAUCAGGAGAACGAGGGGCAAUAUUACAACAUGGAUCCGCUAUGCAGUCUGGGAAGCAUCGCAGGGUGAGCUCCCACGCUCGCGCUCCGUCUUCGAGCGAGCCCUGGAUGUCGACCCUUCCAAUACCAACAUAUGGGUCCGCUACACCGAGACGGAGCUCAAGAAUCGCAACAUCCAGCAUGCCCGCAACCUCUACGACCGUGCCGUAUCGAUUCUUCCGCGCGUUGACGCCCUCUGGUACAAGUACGUCCAAUUGGAAGAGCUGCUCGGCAACGUCGACGGAGCUCGUCAGGUGUUCGAGCGUUGGAUGUCUUGGCAACCGGAUGAAAAGGCUUGGGCAGCUUACGUCGGCUUGGAGGUCAGAUACAAGGAGAUGGAGCGGGCGAGCGCUGUCUGGGAGCGAAGCGUUACCUGCCAUCCCGAUCCGCGGCAGUGGAUCAAAUGGUCCAAGUUCGAAGAGGACCGCGGCGCAUACGACGAGGCCAGACGAGUCUUUACUAUGGCUCUGGAGUUCUUUGGCGAGGAUGAGGACAGGAUGGAGAAGGCGCAGACGGUAUAUACGGCCUUUGCCAAGAUGGAGACAAGACUGAAGGAGUACGAUCGGGCGAGGGUCAUCUACAAGUACGCACUGGAGAAGUUGCCACGCAGCAAGAGCGCAGGUAUCUACUCGUCGUAUACGCGAUUUGAGAAGCAAUUUGGGUCGCGAGAAGGCGUGGAGGAUACCGUCUUGGGGAAGCGCCGUAUACAGUACGAGGAGGACGUGGCUGCAAGUGGGAGCAACUAUGAUGCAUGGUUCGACUACACACGGCUAGAGGAGGAUGCCUAUCAUGCUCUACUGUCAUCUGGGGUGGCAGUAGACUCAAAGGAAGCCACACAAGCAAAGGCUCGCGUCCGCGACGUCUACGAACGGGCAGUGAGCAACAUCCCGCCAUCGAAAGAGAAGCGGCACUGGCGGCGCUACAUCUUCCUCUGGCUCUCCUAUGCCUUGUUCGAGGAGCUCGACGCGCAAGACUUUGACAGGUGUAGGCAAGUGUACAAGGCCGCGCUCGAGCUCGUACCACACCGCAGCUUCACCUUCGCCAAGCUCUGGCUACAGUACGCCAACUUUGAGGUUCGCCGGCUUGACCUCACUGCAGCACGCAAAGCAUUAGGCGCCUCCAUCGGCAUGUGUCCCAAGGAGCGGCUCUUUCGUGGAUAUGUGGACCUCGAGCUCUCCCUCAAGGAAUUUGACCGAGCCCGCACGAUUUACGAACGCUCUCUAGACUGGGACCCCACCAAUCCGCGCCUCUGGGUCCGCUUUGCAGAGUUGGAGCGCGAUCUAUUCGACGAGGAGCGAGCGCGCGCCAUCUUUGAGCUGGGCACGCAGCAGGGGGCCAUGGAGAUGCCCGAGGUGCUGUGGAAGGCUUUCAUCGACUUUGAGUUCGCGGAGAGGCAGUGGGAGAGGGUGGAUGGUCUGUAUGAGCGCUUGGUGGCGAAGACGGGGCAUGUCAAGGUGUGGGUCAGCUGGGCGCUGAGUAAGAUGCAGAGGGCAAUUGCGGCGGAGGAAGAUGAGGAUGAGGGUGAUGACGACGACGACGAGGAGGGAGCUGAGAAGGCGCACACGGAGCUCACGCCUGAGCAGCAGGCAGCUCGUCAAGAGAGACGUGCCGCUUGCGCUGCCGCGGCUCGCGAAGUCUUCCUGCGCGGAUACAAGGAGCUGCAGUCGCGCAAGCUCAAAGAGGAGCGUGUCGUCCUGCUCGAAUCCUGGAAAACCUUCGAAGCGCAACAUGGCUCAACAGAAGAGCAUCAGAGCGUUCAGGCGAGGAUGCCACGCGUUGUCAAGAAGAGAAGGGCCGUACCUGGUGGUGACGGCACGGAGAUGGAAGAGUAUUACGACUUGCUCUUCCCUGACGACGAUGAUGAUGAGGGUAGAGCGAAGCAAUCGUUCAAGCUGUUGGCUAUGGCGCAUGCUUGGAGGCAGCAGCAGCAGCAACAGCAGGCGCAAGCAGAAGAGACAAAGGGAUCACCGGCUGCUGCAGCGGAAGAAAUCGCGGGAGCGGUGGAUGGUGGCGCGUCAGACGGAGAAUUGCAAGAGUCUGCUGUCAUGGCAGAGGACAUGGAGCAAGAUGGCGGCGAGGAGUAG
Messenger RNA from Jaminaea rosea, 2319 nucleotides. RefSeq names its product Pre-mRNA-splicing factor CLF1. The record is from RefSeq and is a predicted model, not a curated record. The transcript is spliced from 2 exons. Gene Ontology annotation, cellular component: post-mRNA release spliceosomal complex; precatalytic spliceosome; Prp19 complex. Bases 1 to 2319 code for a protein of 772 amino acids. NCBI's taxonomy places the organism in Eukaryota, Fungi, Basidiomycota, Exobasidiomycetes, Microstromatales. Gene Ontology annotation, biological process: mRNA splicing, via spliceosome; spliceosomal complex assembly. Gene Ontology annotation, molecular function: protein binding.